AUGAGUCAGUACGGAUACGGUGGUCAACAGAACCCCUACGGCCAACGGGACAAUGCUGCUGGUGGCUACGGUAGACAACAGCAGGGCGGCUACGGAUCACCGUAUGGCGGCACUGCCGGUGCUGGCGGCGGCUACGGCCAGAACAACAACUUUGGAGGCUCCAACGUUGAGAUGGCUCCUCUGGGUCAAGCAGCUGGCUAUGGUGCCGGCGGCGGCGGCGGCGGCGGCAGUCGCAACAUUCUCGACGAAUGCAGCGGCAUUGACAACGGCAUCAACCAAGUCGAGCACAACCUCGAGAAGCUUCGAAUGCUCCAGCAGCGAUCUUUGGACGAUGCCGACACCUCAUCGGCCAGCGCUGCCAACCGGCAGCUCGACUCGCUCUCCACAGAUACCAUGGCGCUCUAUCGCGACCUCACCGAGCGCGUUCGCACCCUCAAGUCCAAGCCCCCUCAGCAGGUUGCUCAGUACCGUGGCCAGGUGGACCGCAUCGAUCGCCGGCUCAAGAGCGCCAUCCAGCAGUACCAGCAGAUCGAGUCUCAGUUCCGCAAGCGCACCCAAGAGCAGAUGAAACGCCAGUACCGCAUUGUUCGCCCCGAUGCCACCGAGAAAGAGGUCCAGGCCGUCGCGGAGGACACGAGCAACAACCAAGUCUUUGCGCAGGCCAUGAUGCAGAGCGACCGGCAGGGCCGAGCCCGCGCCGCUCUGAGUGCUGUGCAGGACCGUCACGCCGCCCUUGUCAAGAUUGAGCAACAAAUGGUUGAGCUGUCGCAGCUGUUCCAAGACAUGGACACGCUGGUUGUUCAACAGGAGGCCGCCAUUGUGCAGAUUGAGCAAAAGGGAGAGGAAGUGGUCGACAACCUGGACAAGGGCAACGAGGAGAUUGGCAUAGCUGUCAAUACCGCGCGGAAGACGAGGAAGAAGAAGUGGAUAUGCCUGGGGAUAUGCGUGGCCAUCCUGCUCGUCAUCGUCAUCAUCGUGCUCAUUUACGUCUUUGUCAUCCGCCGCCCCUCAGACAAUGGCGGCAACAAGAAGCGAGAGGUCGAAUCUCUUGCCAACACGGCCAACACGGUGCUGUCCAGCUACCUGUCCGCCACUGGGCCCGAAGCCAAAGGCCUGGAAGCCCGAGCAGCCAUUGACCAGGCUCUUGCUGAGGAGAUGCAUCGCCUCGCCAAAACGCGGAUUCACUUUCCGCUGCUGCCGAAUAACUAG
This is a messenger RNA of Ustilaginoidea virens, 1209 nucleotides long. RefSeq lists its product as uncharacterized. The record is from RefSeq and is a predicted model, not a curated record. NCBI's taxonomy places the organism in Eukaryota, Fungi, Ascomycota, Sordariomycetes, Hypocreales, Clavicipitaceae. Gene Ontology annotation, cellular component: plasma membrane; SNARE complex; endomembrane system. Bases 1 to 1209 code for a protein of 402 amino acids. Gene Ontology annotation, molecular function: SNAP receptor activity; SNARE binding. Gene Ontology annotation, biological process: exocytosis; intracellular protein transport; vesicle fusion. The transcript has 5 exons.